Molecule: messenger RNA, 1833 nt
Organism: Leptopilina heterotoma
Lineage: Eukaryota; Metazoa; Arthropoda; Insecta; Hymenoptera; Figitidae
Gene: PheRS-m
Product: probable phenylalanine--tRNA ligase, mitochondrial
Exons: 4
Coding region: 355-1689 (444 amino acids)
Biological process (GO): phenylalanyl-tRNA aminoacylation
Cellular component (GO): mitochondrion; cytoplasm
Molecular function (GO): tRNA binding; phenylalanine-tRNA ligase activity; ATP binding
Source: RefSeq, a predicted model, not a curated record
GAGCAUAGCAGAACACAUGUGAAAAAAUACGUCUUAAACGUCAAAAAAAUAUUCACUGAUCAAAUUAUCCUUUUUGUACAAUAUAAAUAUUUGUAUAAAGUUACUGAACUUACUGAGAAGUUGAAAUUUGUCAUGUCACUUUAUUUAGUGCAGUGAUAAUUAUAAAAAUUAAGUUUAUAUGUUGAUUUACACUUGAUUUUUCUACUUAUUGAGGUUAUGUUUUGAAAAACAUUUAAAUAAAUAUUAUAAUUAUAGACAAACAAUGAAUGAUUUAAAAUCCGAAAUAAGUUUCUAAUAAAAAUUGAUUUUUCCUGUACGUACUUGUCUCAUUAAAUUGGGAAUUUUUCAAGAAAUAUGCGAAACAUUUUGAAUAUUUCCUCGCUUUGGAGAACGACAAGGCAAAGGAAUUUUUGUUGUCAAUUAUGUUCGUUAAGCAAAAAAUUGUCAACAGCACCGAGCGCUGAAAGUACCCAAAACGAAAUUGAAAUCAAUCAUCAAAAAUACGAGACCGACAAUUGGACAAAUGUGACACCAAAAAUAAUUUCAAAAAUCAGUCGUAAUUUACAUCAACAAGAAAAACAUCCCCUCUAUUAUGUGAAACGACGAAUAGUAAAUUAUUUUUACAAAACUUACUUGAAUAACGUUGGAAAUCCUCUCUUCAGUAUUUAUGACAAUAUAAGUCCAAUUGUCACAACACAGCAAAAUUUCGAUUCACUAUUAGUGCCCAAUGAUCAUGUGAGUCGAAAUAAAUCUGAUUGCUAUUACAUCAAUCAGAAAUUAUUAUUGCGAGCGCACACAACUGCACAUCAAUCGGAAUUGAUUUCAAUGGGUCUUAAUAAUUUUCUCAUUAUUGGCGAUGUUUAUCGAAGGGAUGAAAUUGAUUCCAAGCAUUAUCCAGUGUUUCAUCAGGUUGAUGGCGUUCGUAUUUGUACGGCCGAUGAAGUUUUUUCAAAUGUGAAAAAUUCCCGUGAUUUGCAACUAUUUGAACACAGGGGCAAUGAAAAUUCUGAUAAACAAGGCUGUCACAGUUUAGAUGCAGUGAAAAUAAUGGAAUUUGAUUUGAAAAAUUGUCUCGUUGGUCUUGCACAAAAUCUCUUUGGAAAAGAUAUCCAAUAUCGUUGGGUCAACGAAUAUUUUCCAUUCACACAUCCGUCUUGGGAAUUGGAAAUAUUUCACAAUGAUCAGUGGAUGGAAUUAUUGGGAUGUGGAAUUGUGAGACAAGAAAUUCUACAAAAAGCCGGUGCAUCCGAACGAAUUGGCUGGGCUUUUGGUUUGGGACUCGAGAGAUUGGCAAUGCGUUUGUACAAUAUUCCGGAUAUUCGCAUUUUUUGGAGUACCGACUCGGGAUUUUUGCAUCAAUUCGAAGUCGACAAUGAAAAUUCUCCUGUGCAAUAUAAGCCCGUUAGCGUUCACCCGCAAUGCUAUAAUGAUAUAAGUUUUUGGUUACCUGAGGAUGGGACUUAUUCAUCGCAAGAUUUUUACGACAUUGUUCGAGAAAUCGGAGGCGACACCAUUGAGCAAAUCUCAUUGAUCGAUGAAUUUAUUCAUUCAAAGACAAAGAAAACAUCACAUUGCUAUAGAAUCAUCUACAGACAUUUAGAACGUGUCCUCAGUCAAGACGAGGUGAAUAAAAUUCAUCGUCAAAUUGAAAAUACUUUGCGAGAUCGACUCCGAAUCACCAUUAGAUAAAAUCUGAAAAAUUUCCCAAAAAUAUUAAUUUACAAAUUUUACCUGUUUUUCAAAUUCCUACCUAUAAAUUAUUUCAAAAAAAAAAACUACUUAUAAAAAAAACUAUUCCAGUGGAAUAUUUCUUUAUAUAAAAAAUUCAUUCAU